AUGGUCCUCCGCCACAACGCGAAAUACUUCCUCCAUUUUAUCGAGUUCGUGGUCGAUGAGGAGCUCUUCAGGAUUCCCAGCGUGGACUCGUUCACACGUCAUUCGCUCGUCCUCCGGCCACGCAUACGUGCCGGAGAGAAACAGAUAGACCUGACCGGAUCAGUUUCUGCCCGCGAAUUCGAGCAGUUCCUAGAGAUCAUAUUACCCUUGCAAGUCACUUCCUGGGCCAAACACUCGAUCACGCAAUGGUGCCUGGUACUGAAGCUCGCUAACACCUGGCAGAUCGAGCCCCUCCGCAAGGUGGCUAUCCAGAAGAUAGGAUGGGACGACUCUAUCGCGCGCAUCGAGCAGGGCCAUGAAUACCACGUCGCGCAAUGGGUCGAGCUGGGGUACACUUCGUUCCUGCAGCGCGCCGCACCGCUGACCAUAGCGGAAGCGGAGCGCCUCGGCUGGCCUGUUGCGCUGAGGAUCUGCCACCUGCGCGAGGAGCAGGCGGGGGCCAAAGCGGCGGGGACGCAUCGGCACGGUGAUUUCGCGGCACGGAUUGGCGAUGUGUUCGCGGAUGAGCUCAAGAGGAUUCGGGAUGUGUGCACUUGGCUUUCGAGUGAGCCCGAGGGAAUUAUCGCCGGGCCAGCAACGAUGGUAAUCGCACGCGCUCUGCGGCCCAUGCCCAUCCGUACGAUGAAACAAAGUGUUCCUAAAGCACCAAAGGUACCAGCGGUUUCGCCAGACUCCACGGCUCCGCCCGUAAGAUGUGCAUCAUCAACACCCCAACCGUUCACAUUCAACUACAAGUCACCAGCUCCACUCGUCCAAUCUGAUACACCAUCUAGCUUCGGGGGUCCUCCUGCAGCACCAGUUUCUGCGCUCAGGCGUCGGGAUGGAGAGGCGGCUCAACGCGCUGGAUCACUCGUGGACCCUGUGCCCUGCGCAUCCCAGGCAUCCUUGCCAUUUUCACUCGUGAACUCGCCAACAAAUGCACCGGCAGGGCCCAACCCUGCCCCCUCACAGGCUUCUCCAAUCGCUUCCGCAGCCGUCGAGUCCAAGUGCCCCGAUGCACACGCGAGCCCCGACCCACUGCUCAAAGGUGCGAAACCUAGCAGCGAUUCGAACGAUACCGUACAGGCCAAUACUCCACCCGUCGCUGCAUCCCCGCUGUCUGCCAAGAUGAUUGCAGAAGCCGCGGAUAUACGGAAGGUGCUGGCCUGGUAUAACGGCGACCUGGAUACCCAGUGGUGA
Pleurotus ostreatus (oyster mushroom) is the source of this 1239-nucleotide messenger RNA. RefSeq lists its product as uncharacterized. The record is from RefSeq and is a predicted model, not a curated record. The coding region runs from base 1 to 1239 and encodes 412 amino acids. The transcript has 3 exons. Lineage: Eukaryota; Fungi; Basidiomycota; Agaricomycetes; Agaricales; Pleurotaceae.